CCACAUACGAAAUGUGUGACUUCCUCAGAACAUAAAGAUUAAACUGACACUUGUGAUACUUUACCACUUCACACAACCCGUGCUGCAGAGCUAAGGUCUCAGAAAUAAUCCACAUUCUUCCAUGCAAUGGACGAAAUAUAUGUCAAUGUUAAAUGUCCUGACCCAGCACCUUCUACAAAUCACACAGGUCAAAUGAGCUCUAAGAGGAGUUUCUAUUUGGGGGUUAUUCUCUGUCUGAGCCUGCUGAGUGUUUUCCUGCUGGUUACACUGAUCACUCUUGGUUUAUUUUACCAUAACUGCUUAUAUGAUUCAGCUAAACAGUUGUCAGAAAUGAAUAACCAACUUUCCUCCAUGGGUGAGGAGAGAGACGUUCUGAAUGCAAAUCUCUCUGCUGUGAGUAACAAUCUUUCUUCCAUCACUGAGGAGAGAGACCUUCUGAAUGCUAAUCUCUCUGCUGUGAGUAGCCAACUUUCUUUCAUGACCAAGGAGAGAGACCUGCUGACUGAAAAGACCAAAGAGCUGAAAAGGCUGCUGUGUUUGUCCAAUCAGAAUAAAACAUGCCCUGCAGGAUGGAGCAAGUUCAGUUGUAGCUGCUAUCUCCUCUCUGAAAGGUCUGCUUCCUGGGAUGAAGCCAGAAAGGACUGCAGAGACAGAGGAGCAGAUCUUGUGGUUAUUGACAGCCCAGAGGAUCAGACUGCCCUCUCAAAUAUUGCUACAACAGAAGCUUGGAUUGGUUUGAAUGACAAAGAACAGGAGGGAACAUGGAAAUGGCUAGAUGGAACUCCACUGACUCUCAUACCUGCUGGGAACUGGGAAGAAGAUCAACCUGAUAAUGGUGGUGGAAGUUCACACUGGGGUGAAGAGGACUGUGUACAUGUCAGAACUGAUAUGAAGAAGUCUUGGAAUGAUCGCUCAUGUUCAACUUCUUUUAAGUGGAUCUGUGAAAAAACACCAUAAAAACAGUAUUCAGUUUCUUGAAGAUGAUAUUUUCAUGGUCUUUGAGUUUUGCUGUUGAUUCUUUCUUUUGCAUUUAAGAGAUUUUUUAAGUACAUGAUCUGUAUGGUUUGCUCCCAGUAUUUCCUAGUACUUCUGAGUUUUGUUAUGUAUAUUUUUAGUUCAUCGUUUCUUGUUUAACUAUGUAAGUUCCCUUUUGUGUCCUAGUCUGGUCUUUUGUCCAGAGCAUCCCUUGUGUUUAGUCUAUCAUUGCCUUCUGUCUGUGUCAAGUUGGUAUGUCUUUGUCCUAUGGUCAGUAUUACUCACUUCCUGUUUGCAACAAAAGAACCUGGAAGACACAAUGCUGCCCAACAAAUGUACGUUUAUUUACAAUUAGUGUUUUCAUGUACUUGUGGGAGCUUUUCUGCUGUUGUAUCCUCAGCUCAGUGACCUGCCUUCCUCCAAGUCCCAGUGUCACUGAAACAGGGAGAGGAUGAUUAGUGCAUUGGAUCCAACUGCUCUUUUCUCAUUAGUCAGAUUCUGUUCAGUUGUGUUCCCUGGUGUUUCCCAUCUCCCUGGUUACCUGAUUUGUAUAGCGCCUUGUCUUUAGUUACUAGUUUCUGUGUAGCAAUGAUUUAUUUUUGUAUUAUGAGUUUUCAGCUGUAAUCCACUAGUUCAGCAAUUGAUAGAAAACUAAUUUAUGCAACACUCUUGUAGAGUAGGCUGAGGACAAGCAUCUUUCUCUGUCUGUCCUUCUCAGUCUAUGUUAUGUCUUACUCUCUGCUAUCUGUUAUUCAAGUACUAUUAGAUUUCUGUUCUAGUUCACUGUGUAACUGUAAACAGAUUUAUUUUGACACAUAUCUGUUCCCAGAAUAAAUGUGUAUUGGAGAGGAGAUGUGUCCAAAAGGCUUGUUGAAACUGCCACAGCAAGCAUAGACUUUUAGUCGAUAUGAUGUUGCUCCUUUGCAAGUGAUUAAACGCCUUAAACUCACUGCCCUGUGUCUCAUCUUAUAAUAAAA
This is a messenger RNA of Oreochromis aureus, 1952 nucleotides long. RefSeq names its product CD209 antigen-like protein C. The coding region runs from base 127 to 957 and encodes 276 amino acids. Lineage: Eukaryota; Metazoa; Chordata; Actinopteri; Cichliformes; Cichlidae. The record is from RefSeq and is a predicted model, not a curated record. Gene Ontology annotation, molecular function: signaling receptor activity. The transcript is spliced from 6 exons.